AUGUCAUACAACAAAGUCGAGCUAUACGGCGGUGCUAUGACCGUGGACCUUCCCUCCAACUUUGCAGACGUCAGCCAAAUCAGACAAGUUCCGGACAACCAAGAAGUCUACUUGGACAAGGAUGGUCUUACAAGCAUCGUAUUUGAUAUUCUGGAGCGUGUCGACAAGCCCGAUCUGGAUGCACUGAAGUACCAUUUGGAGGAUAUCGUCGAGGAUGAUGUGGAUGCUACCAAGCUCUGGACCUCAAACUCUGCAGUUUUUAGCAAACUACCACUCCAAACAUCUGCCUACACACUCUUUGCUACGCACAAGCCUUCAGCAGAAGCCGUGUCUCGCGGCAAAGCUCCCGACUUCACAGGCAUACUUCUCACACUCAUCCGACUGGAGAGCCAACAGACCGACCUGGUCAUCAGCGUCAACGUCCCUCACGUAGGCGGCGACUACAACAAAGACGACGUCGACCCCUCAGCCGGAAAGCAAGGCCCCAUGCUAGACGCCGCAACCUCCUUCCGCGACCGCAUCUUGCAAACCUUCGAAAUCAAGGACUGGGAUCUUUUCGUGCAGGAAUGA
Molecule: messenger RNA, 570 nt
Organism: Aureobasidium pullulans EXF-150
Lineage: Eukaryota; Fungi; Ascomycota; Dothideomycetes; Dothideales; Saccotheciaceae
Product: ran-interacting Mog1 protein
Exons: 3
Coding region: 1-570 (189 amino acids)
Biological process (GO): protein import into nucleus
Cellular component (GO): nucleus
Molecular function (GO): small GTPase binding; guanyl-nucleotide exchange factor activity
Source: RefSeq, a predicted model, not a curated record